This is a messenger RNA of Tarenaya hassleriana, 1110 nucleotides long. RefSeq names its product COBRA-like protein 5. The record is from RefSeq and is a predicted model, not a curated record. Gene Ontology annotation, cellular component: plasma membrane. Bases 187 to 849 code for a protein of 220 amino acids. Gene Ontology annotation, biological process: plant-type cell wall cellulose biosynthetic process; cellulose microfibril organization. Lineage: Eukaryota; Viridiplantae; Streptophyta; Magnoliopsida; Brassicales; Cleomaceae. The transcript has 4 exons.
GACAGAUCCCCAAAGUCACGGGACACAAACGUGAUGAAAGUCAACGAAAUUGCGGAGUCAACGCUUUUAUCCUCGAGGCUUAUUUGAUCUUCCUGUUCAUUCACACUGCUGUUUACUUCUUACAUAACUCUCUCUCUCUCUCUCUCUCUCUCUCUCUCUCUCUCUCUCUCUCUGAGAAGCGCAAAAAUGGGUUCUCUCUUCCUCAAGAGGCCAACUCUCAGCUCUGCUGUUUGGGUUCUUUCGCUGUUUCUCUCCUCCUCCUGCUUCACUUCUUCAGAAGCUCAUACCGGCAGCGGCAACAUCACCAUCAAAUGGGACCUCAUCAGCUGGACACCCGACGGUUAUGUUGCUGUGGUCUCGAUCUACAACUUCCAGAAAAACCGGCCAAUCCGUCGUCCGGGAUGGAAGCUGAGCUGGACAUGGGCGAAGAAGGAAGUGAUCUGGUCCAUGAUGGGUGCAAGGGCCGUGAACCAGGGAGACUGUUCAAGGUUCAAAGGGAACAUUCCUCAUUCCUGCACCAAAAACCCGACGGUCGUUGACUUACGUCCAGGCACUCCGUUCAACCAACAGAUCGCGAAUUGCUGCAGAGGCGGCGUCUUGGAACCUGGGACGGCGAGCUCGUUCCAGCUGAGCGUCGGCAAUGGGGGAACGACCGAAAAGACGGUUCAGAGACCGACGAGGUUUAUCUUCACGGCGCCUGGACAAAAGUACAUAUGUGGGCAGACGAGGAAUGUUAAGCCGACGAUAUUUGUCUCGCCUGACAAGAGGAGAAUGACUAGAGCUCUGUUAACAUGGAACAUCACUUGCUUGUUCCACAAGGCAACACGGAUGAUGCUGGAGACUUUCUGAGAUUCUUGUCCAAGAAUUUACAAAGACGGGUCUAGCUGUUGUUUUUCGCCUAAAAUAAUGAUUUUUUUUCCUUUCAUUUCCAUAAAAAAAAAUUGAAAUAACAUCAGAAACCUAUCCUUCAGAGUUUCUGUAGUUCUGUAAUGAAACGCAGAGGGCUCGUGUUUGUUUCUUUCAACUCCUGAUUUUGUUUGUACGGUGUGUUUGAUGGGCUCUUAUGGGCCCAAAAUAAAGCCCAUUGGGCCUCUACACAGUUGUGUGCCA